UUUUUUCCUUGUCAGUUUCCUGGAGUGGAGAUGCAAACACACAAGCCGUUUCGCAUCCUGUCUUUGUUUUUGUGUGGUUGUGUGUAUUGACGAGUGCAAGUUUAUGCCCUCUGUCCCAGAACGGGAAGUUUAACAGGCCAGGUUAUUGUGACGGUUUCACAGCUGCUGGUUGCUGCGUGCAGGAUGUCGGAGCUGAGCGAUGAGGCCAGCGAGUCGGAGCAGCUGGGGGCCAGCCUGUCAGUGUGGCUGGGGGCCGGGCAGCUCGUGCGGCCCGAGGAGCUGGACGUGCCGCUGGACCUUCACACCGCCGCCUCCAUCGGCCAGCACGACGUGGUGGUGGAGUGCAUCCGCAGGAAAGAGGUGGAUUUGAACAGGAAGAAUGUGGGCGGCUGGACGCCGCUGAUGUACGCAGCCUACAUCGGGCACGACCGCAUCGCCAACGUGCUGCUGGACGCCGGGGUGGGCGUCAACGUCACCACAGUUCGCCGGCAGACGCCACUCAUGCUGGCAGCCAGCUGUGGCAACGAGGGGAUCGCACACUGCCUCCUGGAGCGAGGUGCAGAGCUGGAGAUGAGGGACUGCCGUGGGUGGACCGCUCUGUUCCACUGCACCAGCACCGGGCACCAGCAGAUGGUCAAGUUCCUCCUGGACAACAACGCGGACGCCAGCGUCAAGGAUCCCAAGUCUGGCUUUACUCUUCUGAUGGAGGCUGCUGCCUCGGGCCACGAAAUCAUCGUCCAGAACCUUCUACAACGCGGAGUGAAGGUGAAUGAGUGCAACGCAAAGGGAGAAACCGCCCGGGCCCUGGCCAUGCUGUACGGACACACCAAGAUCGCCAGCCUCAUUGACAUCCACUCUGUGCAGAUGCACCCCAAAGCAGGGCUCUUUGAAGACCUGAGCUCCUCCGAGGACUCGGACAGCACGCCUCGCCGGUCCCACCGCAGCCGAAACAAACCACUGAGCAUCCACGACGGGCCGCAGGCCAUCGCCUUCCGAGUGGGAGACGCCACCAAGUACCACGAGCGCAGCGUGGCUCCUCCGGGCUAUGUGACGUUCCGAGCCGGACGGGGGCAGUCCGAGGGCAUCAGUAACCGAGACGUCACCUCGCCCAUCAACAAGCUGGAUCUGGAGAGCAACAGCAGUCAAGACGAGAGUCCGUUCUUUGACAACGACAUGCCUACUAUGAGGUGCAGCAGCAGCAGCAGCAGCAGCAGCGUCGAGGGGCUGCCCCCAAAACUGGGGAUCAGUCGGGACGGCUCCCUGGAGAGCAAUGAGGACUCGGACCAGAAGAACUCACCACCCAAUCGCAGGAAGAACAAGAAUCGCCACGGCAACAGUGAGAGUCUGCAGGCCUGCAACGCGGUGAAUUCUAGUGUUCACCCCCCAGCUGCAGGGGCUCCUUCAUACUCCGGUCCGAAGGACCUGGGCGAGUUCCUGGAGACGAUUGGGUUUUCAAAGUACGUCCCGCUGCUGGAGGAGCAAGACAUUGACCUGCGGAUCUUCCUCACGCUGACUGAGAACGACCUGAAGGAAGUGGGCAUUACGCUGUUUGGUCCCAAGCGGAAGAUGACGUCGGCGAUCGCGCGGUGGCACAGCAACGCCCGCCCCCCCAGCGAUGCCCUUGAGCAGGCGUACGCUGACCAGCUGGAGGCAGAGAUGCAGGAGAUAGCAAUCCAGCUGCACAAGAAAUGUGCGGAGAUAGAGCAGCUGCAGGGCCAGGUGUCUCAGGAGAGGGAGUUGCGCACGGUGGUGGAGAGCUGUCUCAUGGAGGACAAGAUGGGCUGGAGGAGGUUCCAGGAGCAGGUGGAGGUCACGCAGGGAGCGGCGCGGGAGGCAGGCAGAGCGCUGGAGAGAGUGCGGGCGUGCCAGGCGGAGCUCCUUGUGCGGCUGAAGAACGACAGCACUGGCGGGUUGCGGUCGGAGGGCAGAGCGAUGCAGCAGGUUGAGAGUGGGGAGAAAGGCAGUGAUAGCUGGAAGGACUCCCUGAAGUCGCUGAGUGUUUCGGAGCUGGCGUCUUCACUAGAGGAGUGUCAAGGGGAAUUGGAGAAGACAUGGCCGCUGGUGAUGAAAAACCUGGACAGACUGAAGGACGCAGAGAAACAGAGUCCGGGCUGGACAGAGUCCUAGCCUUGCAAUUGCUGAUCUUGUUGUUGUUAAAAUUCUUGACGGAGGGUGAAUCUGCCAUCCUGAACAAGCUCGCCAGAGGGGGGUGCCACCGAGUCAUGGGAGCAGCAUUGCAGGGGUUCACCGGGGCAAGCUUAGACAAGCAGGCAGGGGAACCACCUCCCUUCAGCCUGAGCACUACAAGAACACUUAUUUAAAACCUCCUUGCCUGACAAGACAGUGGUGAGGGAGGUGUCAGGAGCUCCAGAGCCAAUAGGAACUGUACUUUCAAUAAGGGGGCGGGAACAAGCAGGGGGUUGAUCCUGGGGUUUUUAUUGAGUUAGAGGGUUGGGGCAUAGCCAAGAGUAAGGCAAAGAGGGAGGGGUGGGGAAUGGUUAGAUUAGUCAUUUUUUUUAUAAAAUUGUUCUUAACCUGUCCGUUCUAGGAUUGAAACAAAGUAUACCUCUCUUGUCUUAUUUUUCAUGGUAUUGGAUUUUUUUAAUUGCAGAAAUUUUCCUCGCUACAUUGUUUCAUUUUUUAAUAAAUCCAUCAUCUGAACCAA
Messenger RNA from Acipenser ruthenus (sterlet), 2665 nucleotides. RefSeq names its product ankyrin repeat and sterile alpha motif domain containing 3 (gene anks3). Gene Ontology annotation, molecular function: protein binding. Gene Ontology annotation, cellular component: cilium. Lineage: Eukaryota; Metazoa; Chordata; Actinopteri; Acipenseriformes; Acipenseridae. The record is from RefSeq and is a predicted model, not a curated record. Bases 184 to 2127 code for a protein of 647 amino acids. The transcript has 17 exons.